Carica papaya (papaya) is the source of this 1264-nucleotide messenger RNA. The record is from RefSeq and is a predicted model, not a curated record. Lineage: Eukaryota; Viridiplantae; Streptophyta; Magnoliopsida; Brassicales; Caricaceae.
UUUUUGACUUCUGUGUCUACGAUCUAAUUUCCUUGAAAUUGCAGAGUUCUUUUUGCUGAAUUUCUCGGGGGUUUUUAUAUUAUUGUAAUACAUCAGUGGGUCUUUAAUCUUCGUUGGAUUCAGAUUUUGGGUUAAAAGUUCUCUGCUGAUCACAGUUUGUACUGGGUAGAUCUUAUAUGGUAGUUUUUCUUAACUAUCAAGCUGCCAAUGCGUGCUCCCUCCUUGCUUGCACAAUGCUUGCCGGGCUUGGUGCCCCAAGAUCGUGGCAGUGUAUCAACAAUAUCGGACAGGGAUAUGCACCUACCUUCACCAGCUGUGGAAAUUCUUCCCUCUAAGGCAGUUCAUCCAUAUAAGUAUAUGGGGGAGAAUGUAGACCUUCAAGGCCUCAAUGUAUUUAGGGGAAGGAUUAGUGUUGCUGAUAUCAUUGGGUUUUCUAGUUCAGAAGUUAUAUCAUCAAAACAUGAUGCCUCUAUGAAAUCUUGGGAUGGUUCUAUAGAUCUCGUUAAUGUCCUUAAGAAUGAGAUUCGGGAUGGACAAUUGAGGUUUAGAGGAAAAAGGGUACUUGAGUUAUCUUGCAGCUAUGGACUUCCAGGUAUUUUUGCUUGCCUGAAGGGGGCUUCUACAGUGCACUUCCAAGAACUCAGUGCUGAAACUAUCCGAUGUACAACUAUCCCAAAUGUUCUUGCUAAUCUUGAGCAAGCUCGGGACAGACAGAGUCGGCAGCCAGAGAGCCCCUUGACUCCAUCAAGACAAGCUCUGGCUCCAUCCGUUCAUUUCUAUGCUGGAAAUUGGGAUGAACUUCCUAAUGUGUUGUCUGUUGUAAGGACCGAAGUUCCAGAAGUGACCAGGAUGAGCCUUAGCUUUUGUUUGAGACCUCGAUAUGGAAUGGUAUACCUGGCAACAAAGAAAAAUUAUGCUGGUUUCAACAACGGAGCUCGUCAAUUGAGAAGUUUGGUGGAUGAAGAAGGCAUAUUGGGAGUGCACUUAGUGAAGGAAAUAGCCGAUAGGGAUAUCUGGAAGAUUUUCCUCAAGUGAAAGGAAAGCUAAGAACUUACAAAACAAGUGCCUGGUAAAUCUGGUUACUAGUUAGAACUCAAGCUAUCACCUCUCUUAAGAGUACUGUUCGUAUAAUACAGACCACAAAUUCUUCCUUUUUUUAUUUUUAUAUUAUUUAUUCUUGUUACCACACUGGAUUCAGAAUCAGAACGCUAAGUAAACAUGCUUCUAUUUUUGCUGCCAUCGAUAUAUGUAUUUUAUUUUUUUA